Hyla sarda is the source of this 1181-nucleotide messenger RNA. RefSeq names its product T cell leukemia homeobox 1 (gene TLX1). The transcript is spliced from 3 exons. Lineage: Eukaryota; Metazoa; Chordata; Amphibia; Anura; Hylidae. Gene Ontology annotation, biological process: animal organ development; regulation of transcription by RNA polymerase II. Gene Ontology annotation, molecular function: DNA-binding transcription factor activity, RNA polymerase II-specific; RNA polymerase II cis-regulatory region sequence-specific DNA binding. Gene Ontology annotation, cellular component: nucleus. The record is from RefSeq and is a predicted model, not a curated record. Bases 140 to 1075 code for a protein of 311 amino acids.
UCCACUUCAGCUCUUCCUUUGCUCUUUUUAUCCUGCCCCAGGAAUUGGAAACAACUGAAGCGAGAACAAGAUACAUUUUUUAUCUCUUAAGUGAUCUGAGCUGUGGGGCUGGAGCUCCACCAUAGUGUGGGAAGAUAGCAUGGAUCACAUAGGGGCUCACCACCUGCACCAGAGCCAUGCAGAACCCAUCAGCUUUGGGAUUGAUCAGAUUUUGAACAAUCCAGAUCAGGGGAGUUGUAUGAUUUCCAGUGCCAGGCUCCAGGAUUCAGACUAUGGAUUGGGAUGCAUUGUCAGCAGUGCUUACAACACCAUGACAGGCAACUACAGCAACAACAGUACCGGCGGAUACAAUAACAGUGCCUGUAGUAUGGCCUCCUUGACUGGCUCUUACAACAUGAAUAUGGGGAUGAACAUGAAUGGAAACAACCUCAAUUCUGCUGGGGUUAUUAGGGUUCCUGCUCAUAGACCUUUGACUGGCAGCGUGCACCAAUCUAUUUCCACUGGAAUGCCUACUGUGCCCAGUGUUGGGGCAAUGAACAACAUGAACAACCUCACAGGGUUAACUUUCCCCUGGAUGGAGAGUAACAGGAGGUAUACUAAGGACAGAUUCACAGUGGCGCUCUCACCGUUCACUGUAACACGCCGUAUAGGUCAUCCGUACCAGAACCGGACCCCGCCUAAGAAGAAGAAGCCGCGGACAUCGUUCACCAGACUGCAGAUCUGUGAGCUGGAGAAGAGGUUCCACCGCCAGAAGUACCUGGCCUCUGCCGAGAGGGCCGCCCUGGCCAAGGCGCUCAAGAUGACCGAUGCCCAGGUCAAGACGUGGUUCCAGAACCGCAGGACCAAGUGGAGAAGACAGACAGCUGAAGAGAGGGAAGCAGAAAGACAACAAGCCAACAGGAUAUUAAUGCAACUUCAGCAGGAGGCCUUUCAGAAGUCUAUAAACCAGCCUCUCCAGCCCGAUCCCAUCUGCAUCCACAACUCUUCUCUCUUCGCCCUGCAGAACCUCCAGCCUUGGUCAGAUGACUCCGGGAAAAUUACCAGUGUCACCUCCGUGGCCUCCGCCUGUGAAUGACCAGGAGGACACAAAAGGAUUUUAUGUGGUAAAAAGACUGGUUAAAAUAACCACAGGACAAGUUGAAGCAACGCCAACCAUCACUGUCUCUACUGAGUCACGUAAA